Messenger RNA from Pyricularia oryzae 70-15, 720 nucleotides. RefSeq lists its product as uncharacterized. NCBI's taxonomy places the organism in Eukaryota, Fungi, Ascomycota, Sordariomycetes, Magnaporthales, Pyriculariaceae. Bases 1 to 720 code for a protein of 239 amino acids. The record is from RefSeq and is a predicted model, not a curated record. The transcript has a single exon.
AUGUACGGCUCGACAAUUGCUUUGGGGUUCGGCCUUGUGUCUGCAAUCAUCGGCGCUGCUGGAGCUGCCAGCGUUCCAAACAUUGUGUAUCGAGGUGACCAUCGCAGCCCGGCAAUAAUCCAUAAACAAGGCGGCUUCUUUGCUAGAGGUUAUGCGGUGGGAGUUGAGCCCGAUCCGAAAUUUCCAUAUCACAAGCACGUCGAGCACAAUCCGUUCGACCCUGAAAACUUGAAGAGUCCUUUUCUGUCGGUAUCGUCCAGGCGGGAUAUUGCGCAAUUCCACAUUCGGCAUUAUAUGCCCGAGAACAACAAGAAUUAUGUUUACGUCUACCAUAUCAACACCACCGGGGUGGUAAAACAGUAUUACCAUGACGUCAACGCCCUGUAUGCGGAAGAUGAAGUGGAACAUACUUUUUCUUACGAAAAUGAAUUCCUGUCGGAUCAUCCAAUUCUGUGGCGGGCCAUCACGGGGUGGGAUGUCGUCAACCCGCAGGGUGUAAUCAAGGAGACGGUGACUGUGGAGAACCUUAUGCACAUGAUAGCGUCUACACGCGGGGGCACUCCAGUCACGCCAGAGAAAGUCCAGAGAAUCCUCGAUUGGGCUUACGUGGCCUACAAUGGCCUGGAUGAGCUCAAGAAGGCGACUGAAGAAAAACUGGCCAAGGAGAAGGCGGGUGGUCAACGCGGUGCGGCUCGACAUGUUCAGCCGCAGUUACUAUAG